Molecule: messenger RNA, 2360 nt
Organism: Humulus lupulus (European hop)
Lineage: Eukaryota; Viridiplantae; Streptophyta; Magnoliopsida; Rosales; Cannabaceae
Product: RNA polymerase sigma factor sigC
Exons: 7
Coding region: 187-1809 (540 amino acids)
Biological process (GO): DNA-templated transcription initiation; regulation of DNA-templated transcription
Molecular function (GO): DNA-binding transcription factor activity
Source: RefSeq, a predicted model, not a curated record
AACCAUGACCCAAUUGAAAAGAGAUGAAGAACCGGUGGUGGAGAUGUGACAUUCUCCAACAUAUCCAACAAGUAGCCUGUUAGUGCUGCUGGGUCACCCAGUUAAAAGCUUUCUUCUGCUGUUUGGUUUUAAACUUUUAAUGGACCCUGUUUCUCCACCACCACCUCCUUCGUUCCAACUAAGACAAUGGGUUUGGGUUUUGGUUUUAGGCUAAAUCUCAAGUGGGGUUUUCCUCUUCACUCCCGUUUCCACUCUAAUUCAACUUUCAAGCACAUUUCAGCUUCUCCUGUUAGCGUCAAGGAGGCUUCUUUCAACACGGCAAGGCUGUCUUUCUUGUCUGUUACUUCUGAGGAAAGUGAGACUAUUGGCAAAGAUUCUCUUACAGCUUACGCCUUUUCGCCUUCAUCUCCACAAAUCUUGGAGGAUGAUUUAUCAAAAAUGGAAGAAAUGAAGAUGCCUGCUAAAGAAAACAUAAAUGCAUACAAGGCAUCAAAUUUCGGCUUAUUGAUGCAAAACCUUGGUGUUUUGGAGGAGAGUUUUUCUGAUUCAGAUGUGUUAAGAUUGGAAAAAAAGAUUUUAAUGCAUCUUAGUAAGCUUGGAGCUCUCCAGUUAUUUCAUACUCGUUUGUCAGUGAGUCUUCAAUCCUCAAACUUUUUGAACUUAGGUAGCACACCCACAGAUUAUGUUGGAGAAAAUAAGAUAAGAAGCGAAAUUGAAAGCCUCACAAGCAGGACUAUUGUUAGAACUAGUAAAAGGGAAGAAAGAAAAUCAAGAAAAAAAAGACUGGAAAAUCCAAAAAUUCUGUCUUCUCAGCUGCCUUCAGAAACAAAUUGGCAAGGUCCUCCUUUUGUUUCUUCUAUGAAAGGAUCUAAAAAUAGAAGAUGUAAAAGGCUCGCAAUUGCAAAAAAGGAGGCAGAACUUUCAACUGGGGUGAAGAUGAUUUCAAAGUUGGAGCAAAUCAGAACAGCUUUGGAGAUGGAAAGUGGUGGAGUUGUCAGCUUGAGUAGCUGGGCAGAAGCUGCUGGUGUUGAUGAAAAGAUGCUUCAGCAGCAACUGCAUUUUGGUUGGCAUUGUCAGGACGAGCUUAUAAGGAGUACUAAGUCCUUAGUUCUAUAUAUUGCAAGAAAUUAUAGGGGUCUAGGAAUAGCCUUGAGUGAUUUACUUCAGGCUGGAAAGAUUGGUGUACUGCAAGGUGCAGAAAGAUUUGACCAUACAAGAGGUUACAGAUUCUCAACUUAUGUCCAAUACUGGAUAAGGAAAUCAAUGUCAAGGUUGGUGGCCCGGCAUGCAAGAGGGAUAAAAGUUCCGUGCACGUUAAGCAAGGCAAUUAAUCAGAUACAGAAAACUAGAAAAGCGGUCACCAACAGUCGAGGCAAAUAUCAAGAUGACAAUGAAAUUGCAAAGCUUACAGGCCUUUCGUUGAAUAAAAUCAGAUCGGCUAGCCAAUGCCUAAGAGUUGUGGGUUCAGUUGAUCAGAAGAUAGGAGACUCCUUUCAGGGAAAGUGCCUGGAGUUUAUGGCAGAUAUGUCAAUAACAACUCCUGAAGAAACUGUAAUGAGGCAACACAUGAGAAAAGAUAUCCAUAAUCUUCUAGCAGGCUUAGAUUCAAGAGAGAGGCAAGUGUUAAUUUUACGUUAUGGCUUUAACAACUACCAGCCUAAAUCGCUCGAGGAAAUCGGGAAGCUUUUCCGGGUGAGCAAGGAGUGGAUAAGAAAGAUAGAAAAGAAAGCUCUAACAAAGCUGAGGAAUGAAGAGAUCAACAGAGAUUUAAGCCAUUACUUAAAUUUACAUACUAGAGUCUCUAGUUAACUUGUGAAGAUCCAAUAUUUCUGUCACCCUGUUGCACAUAGAUAUUGAAUUCACUUUUACAGUAGGAAGUUCGAAUUCUCAUCUAUACUGAUGGCUUAACUUCCAUCUUGAAGAGACCAAAGAACUCGAAAGAAAAAGGCUUCCUUUGCGCUUAUCAGGCCUAAAUCGCACCUCGGAACAUCACCAAUACUGUAAAAUCUAUCUUCUCGUGCUUCAUUUUUUAAGCUCUUCCAUUUUCAGUCGUGCAUAUGCAGAUUAACAAUUUGUGAGCUGAGUGUAGAUAUAGAAGUGGAACUUGGUUUAUACUAGAAGAGGAAAUAAACAAUACAGUUAGGAUCUCUUUGUGCUGACACUGUUAUUUUAUUAGUAGUAGCUGAGUUGUAAUGUUUCAUUAGUGGGUAUAAAUAGCAUUCCUGGGUGUUAUUGAGGGUAUUAUUUGUGUUGGGAUUUUAGGCAAGAGAUUCUGUAGCCUUGGGAGAGUAGGGUGGCUCUCGAAUUCCACCCAAAUUCAUUGUUCCUUCUCAGCUAUUCUAUUUCAGAUUUUCCAAUAA